CUUUCAGAAGAGUGGUGGUAAGUUUGUGACGCAUUAUUCCAUCUGACUGCUAUUGCACAUCUCUUAAAAGACCUCCUCAUAAUAACACACCUACAUUAUCAACACCAACUAACUGACCAACACCUGUGAUCUGGACACCGAGAGCUAUGGCCUGGACUUCUAGAUUCAUCACCGGCACUGUUCUGGUCAUCCUCAUUGGAUGCUUCACUGGUGCACUGGGCAACUAUCGUCGGCCCACUAGAGUUGGCGUGACUUGCUGUAAGGAAGUGUCGAAGGGAAGAAUCCCUCCUGAAGUUAAACUGAUUGGAUACAGGCAUCAGAAUGCUCUGAGUCCGUGUGUGGAUGCUAUAGUAUUCUACACAGAGAAGGACAAGUACUGCUCUGAUCCAACAGCGCGCUGGAUUCAAUUCAGACUGAAAGGUCUGAAGGAGAUUGAGGACUGAGCCAAUGGAGGCCUAAAGAUGCCGCAAAUCUAUCUAUAUAUCAAUCGAUCUAUCUAUCUAAAAAAAAAAGAGAAUAUAUAUUAUGUAAGUUUAUUUAAUCAAAAAAGCACCAUUAGAUACCCUUUUAGCUGAUGUUAAAAGAUGUUUCACUUAAUUGCUUUGUUUUAUCUGCUUAAAAAUAAUAAA
Rhinichthys klamathensis goyatoka is the source of this 629-nucleotide messenger RNA. Its product is annotated as C-C motif chemokine 7-like. The transcript has 4 exons. The coding region runs from base 147 to 443 and encodes 98 amino acids. Lineage: Eukaryota; Metazoa; Chordata; Actinopteri; Cypriniformes; Leuciscidae. Gene Ontology annotation, cellular component: extracellular region. The record is from RefSeq and is a predicted model, not a curated record. Gene Ontology annotation, biological process: immune response. Gene Ontology annotation, molecular function: chemokine activity.